Messenger RNA from Meleagris gallopavo (turkey), 326 nucleotides. NCBI's taxonomy places the organism in Eukaryota, Metazoa, Chordata, Aves, Galliformes, Phasianidae. The record is from RefSeq and is a predicted model, not a curated record.
UGGUUCGCAACGGUUCCGUUUCUCGUAGUGAAGUUAAAUGGCGGCCGCCACGUGCAGGGGAUCCUGCGGGGCUUCGACCCCUUCAUGAACCUGGUGAUUGAUGAGUGUGUGGAGAUGGCGCCUGGCGGGCAGCAGAACAACAUUGGCAUGGUGGUAAUACGAGGAAACAGCAUCAUUAUGCUGGAAGCUUUGGAACGAGUAUAGUGGCAGAGGAACCCUGUAGUGACCUGACCCCGUUGUGUUUUGUUUACUCACUCAAACCCAGUGAAGCAACCACGAGUGUAAGCUUAUUUUUUGUUAAAUAAAUUUUGUACUGGUUGGUGUAA